Messenger RNA from Toxoplasma gondii ME49, 3727 nucleotides. RefSeq lists its product as hypothetical. The record is from RefSeq and is a predicted model, not a curated record. Bases 687 to 3230 code for a protein of 847 amino acids. NCBI's taxonomy places the organism in Eukaryota, Apicomplexa, Conoidasida, Eucoccidiorida, Sarcocystidae. The transcript is spliced from 7 exons.
CUCUUCAGGCACAGUUUGAAUUCAGUCCAUGAUCUCGGAACCGUACUCAGAUGCAAAUUUCCAUCGGUGCUGCUGCAUGUAGAGAUGAAUGCAUUCUUGAACACGCGGCUGCUUGACCCGUAGACACGUCACCGACGCAGAUUUUAUACCCACCUGCAGAGAAAGAAUAAAAACCAACUUGCGAAGAGCAGCUCAAACAGUGGAAGAAGCGUGAAAGAGAGGCGGCAAAGCUGUCGGAGCGACCUUGGUUUUUUCUCGUCGUUCUGCCUCACACACCCUUGUCUCCCCGUCCUCAUCAGUAGAGGACCCGCUGGUAAAGAGGUUCUCGUUGUUUUUUUCCCCAGUAUUUCAUCUCUCGGCCACCUUUUAUUUCGCUUUCGCUCUGUCGUUUCUUCCUCCAUGCUGGGUUUGAAAAGAGCCUAGAAGCCCCGAUUUCAGUUGUCGCUCGUUGCACGCGAUCGCGUUCCUUAUCCAAUCAUCAUCGUUAUCCUCUUCUGCUUUUCUGCCUCUCUCUUUUUCCUUUUUCUAUUUUUUGUUCACUUUCUUCUCCCCGCCCGCCUUCUUCUCCUCCGUCCCCUUCCCUUCUUAUUCUUCGUCUUCUUGUCUUCCCCGGUCGCUCCUGGCCGCUUGGUUUCGCCUUCUUUCUGGAGCCCUCGGAGUUCUAAGAAAGAAAGGAGAAGUGCGGUAUGGCGCCACGGAGAGGGAGGACUUUGACCGGAGGGAGACGCAGAGGAAGCGAUGAGGUGGAAGGACAGAGAGAACGCGGAGGGGAGGAGGACAGAGAGAAGAGGGAACCUCUGCCUGUUGAAUACCCAGGUUUCUCCUCAGAGGGACGAGGUCAAGGCCAGUGGGGGGGCGGAGAAGCCAGCGUUUCUGCGGGUCGCAUGCAAGGGGACCGGCUCCCAAACUGGUGGGACCACCAGACAAGAAAGGAGAGGGCAGAGACAGAUUCACAUGGCCAAUUGCAUGUAGCCGAAACUGCCAGUAACGCACCAAGCACAGCUGAGGCCUUUAAAGAUGAUUGUCUCAACGACGAAGCCUUCGAGCUUCUUUUGAAGAGUGGCGCCUUCCUCGACACCACAUCGAGGGAUGGCGACGCAGAGCUUAUCACGGAGGAAGGAUCUGUAGGGACGUUGCAUCUUUGGGAAGCAAUCGAGAGGAGCGAGCGAGCGUGUGGAGAGUGGACUCUGAGGGAUCCUGCCCAAGUGAAAGAGGAAGCGCACUUUGAGAACGAAGAAGCAACGAACUGGGAGACCCAGUCUCGAGACGACGGAGCUGGUCAGACAGUGACACAGCGGAACAGGCGCCGCAAACAAGGACUCGAAAGAGAAGCAGCAAGUGUGAGGAGGCAAGGAGACUCUUCGGAGUCUUUAUUCCUCUUGGAGCCGACUGGCGAAAAAAAGUCGAAAAUGGAGACACGAAGACGAGGACCUUCUGGAGCAAGCGUGGACGCCGGUGAAGGAAGACUGUCGGGUCUAGGAGCCACAGAGUACCCACGCGAAGGACUUUGGCAAACACAGAAACGGAGCUUGAAGGCGAGGAGCAAGAGGAAGGGAGACAGCUUUCGGCCAUCAAUCAAGCGUCCUGUCGAGAGACAAGAACACCGGACGACGGCGGCCUCCGUUCUCCCCGCGGAACUGCUCAAUCUGGAGGAUCCACGUCUCGGUUUCAGAAACGCAGACUCUGCGGAGAGAACGGAUCGAGCCGGGGAGAGACGAAACACGAGCAAGGGCGGAGGCAGGAAGCAAAUGCGUCUUCGCAGGUGCAGUUGUUCGUCUCGGAGCUGUGGAUUUCUUUUGUCGGAGACAGAAGGAGACGUCGACUUCUACUCGGCGUUCUCGGACCUAGGCGAUGCGAGCGACGGGACAAGGAGAGACAAGAAGGAAGAAGACAGCUGGACCGAAGAAGAAGGCCCAGAACAACCGGAGAGGAUCCUGGACGAACAGGAACGGAGGUCCGAGAGUGCCGAGGAAGCCGACGGGAGAGAGGCGUUUUUCAUCUUGAAGGACGAGCAUCCAGAGACGCUUAUCGCUGACGCCUCCGUAGCCCCCCACCGCGAACCUGAAGAACGCAUGCCUCUUCACGUGCUCAUCCAACAGCGGUGGGAGACUCGAGAACACGAACAAGGAGAAUCCGAAGCAGGAAGAGAUUCAGGCGGGGAAGGGUGGCUUCCUGCGACCAAGUUUUCCCGGCGAUCUCAACAGCGGAAUCCACGCGCUUCUGCACAAGACGCCUGUGCGCCAGUGAGUGGCUUUUCGCUCGCUGAGAGAGAAGAGAAGAGGCUAGGGAGGGGAAGAGCGAAAACGCUAGCUGCCGAGUCCCGCAGAAAAUCGCGCUUCGUCUGGCUGUCGUCGUCCAGCUCAGAUGAUGGGAGAAGAACGUCGUCCGGUUCCCGGCAGACCAGAGGCAGGCCAGCGGGCGCCUGCUCUUCUCGCGCGGUUGCAUGCAAGAGAGCUUCGAACGACAGCAAGCCGGUGGAUGGCGGAAGCGCAGAGAAGAAGCGAACUCCUUCUGUGUCUUUCUCCGUCGAAGACAGUACAAGAGACAGAGAUAGAGGGGCAGGCGUGAGAGACGAGGACGCACAACCUGCGCUUCUCUGGAGGGCGUGGCCUACGCCAGAGUUCCCUCUGUCUCCCGCGAGGGAAUCGAAAGGUCCGACGCCGCUCCUUCUGGACGGCACGAGCAUCGCUUUUGAACAUGGCCGCCAGCGUCGCCUGUCUCCUCUUGGCGUGGCUUUCGCCUUGGCGCGCGUCUUCGAGCUCGGCUUCCCAGCAAAGGUGCUCCUUCCGUCUUGGAUGGCCGGCGAGGAGCACUUCUACCCUACAUUCUUUGUGGGCAGUGCAAAAGGGGUUGCGCUCUGGCAGCAAAUACGGCAAGCUCUGCAGGAGGACGGACUUCUCAUUGUUCUUCCCGACCCAAAUGCGCACCUGCCCAAAGAGAGCCACGCACGCUGGUACCCAACGCGGAAUUGCUUCAAGUCUUGCUCAGAUGCUCUUAAGAUCGCAGGACUGUGCAAACAGUGGGGUGCCGCACUGUGCUCGAACGACUUUGAGCAGUUUCUCCGUCUCGUCGUUGGUCAGAAGAACAAGAAAAUGGCCGAAAUCUACGACUUUGUUUCCCGCUCUUCGGUCCUCCUCGCCUUUCAUAAAAAUCAGCUGCACCUGAUCCUAGACUCUCAAGGGAGAGGGAGCUCACUGGAAACGCUCAUCCUUCGAACGGGCGAAAGGUGAAAGCGGAAAGGCGAACGAAAGAAAAACAUAUCGCUUCUUUUGGUUCGCUCUACGCAAGUGUUGAUCAUUUGGUCCGUCGUUCUUCGCCACACGUCACUCAAAAAAUAAUAUCAAGAGGCUUGGCAGAGCACCUUUUCCGGUUCGUUUACUCAACGUCUGCGAGAGAACUUCAAACGCGUUGUACUGGCAACAGAAACGGACAUACGUCAGUGGAGACGACCUGUUUCCAAGGUGGUGUCCCUAGUGGAUUUCGCUAGCAUACGAAAUACAGACAUCCGGCAUAGGCGUUCUUCACACACACAGGCUGUCCUGAUCUCCUAGUGCAGCUCAUGCCAUGCCACGAGUGGGCUUCCGACAGAUCCUGAAGAUAAACAAGUUGCCACACGCGAACACACACACUGGCAAGGUUGAGGAAGGUGGGGCGUGCAAACGUUUCAGGCUCACUUUCUUUCCUUGAUCAUCUAGACCAUACAACCGAAAGGCCGCAGAUCAGCACA